Messenger RNA from Mastomys coucha (southern multimammate mouse), 1381 nucleotides. It is a transcript of the gene Emc6, whose product is annotated as ER membrane protein complex subunit 6. The transcript has 2 exons. Lineage: Eukaryota; Metazoa; Chordata; Mammalia; Rodentia; Muridae. The record is from RefSeq and is a predicted model, not a curated record. Gene Ontology annotation, biological process: protein folding in endoplasmic reticulum; autophagosome assembly. Bases 202 to 534 code for a protein of 110 amino acids. Gene Ontology annotation, cellular component: endoplasmic reticulum; EMC complex; membrane.
UGGCGGCGCGGGAUUCUCCGCUCUUUCCUGCCUGAGGGAACACGAGGGGCUGUGGGCCGCUGCGUUCCAGGUAACUCGGCGAGCCUGUCGGGCGUGUGCUGAUGUGCUGCUGUCCCGGGCCGGCUCGAACCUCAGCUUCGGCGUGCCGUCGAGUUCCGCGUGAGUCCGCGAGAAGGAAGAAGCGGAGCCCCGGCGGGUGCGAUGGCCUCGGUGGUGGCCAAGCGGGAAGGGCCGCCGUUCAUCAGCGAGGCAGCCGUGCGAGGCAACGCCGCGGUCCUGGAUUACUGCCGGACCUCAGUGUCAGCGCUGUCGGGGGCCACAGCCGGCAUCCUCGGCCUCACCGGCCUCUACGGCUUCAUCUUCUACCUGCUUGCCUCCGUCCUGCUCUCCCUGCUCCUAAUUCUCAAAGCGGGAAGGAGGUGGAACAAGUACUUUAAGUCACGAAGACCUCUCUUUACAGGAGGCCUCAUCGGCGGCCUCUUUACCUACGUCCUCUUUUGGACAUUCCUCUAUGGCAUGGUGCACGUCUACUGAAAAAUGAGGGCAGGGGUGACUUUUCAAACAGAUUGGCAAGACACUUGCCAGAAUUAACACCGUGUAGACUUACUUAGUUUUUAAAUUGUUCGAAUUCGCUGCUUGUUCUGUACUGUUAUAAUUUAUAUCUGAAGACAGAGCCUGUAAUAUUAUUCUUCAGAUUAAAUGAAGUAUGACACCUUAUCGUUCUUUCUUACCUUGAUGCUUAGCCAAGCUUUGAAGUCGCCAAGAUUUGCUCCCUGGAGAGCAGGUACAAGGCUACAACCUGUACAUUUUUGGGGGGGUUACACCUACUAAGUCUAAAGGGACCGCUAGGGCUUACAUGAGGGAAUUUAACGUUAACAUCUUAAGGACUGAUAACAGUUCGUGUUACUAAGCUUUCUCUAUGUACAGGCAUUGUGUGUUUUAAUUCUAGCAAUAGCAACGGAGAUGUUACUGUUAGUGAGAACCUGAAGCACAGAGAGGUUAGUAGUCUUUGUCAGAGGUGGCUCAUCUAGGAGGGGGCAGGGCUGAUAUCCAGUUAGUUGCAAGUCUGUUUGCUUAUGCUGUAUUGGAUGAGACUACUUCUCUAGCAUCCCCUCCCACUAACCACUGCUUUCUGGUAUGAGUGAACUCAGUUAAGUUCCAGUUACACCUGGUCUCAGCUAGUAACAAAAAAAACGCAAACUAUUUUUCUAAAGUGUGUCCUAUGGCGAUUAAAUAGGUUAUUUGGACAUUUAAUCAGAAGAGUUUGUUUCAAGUGUAGUGCCUCUGAUCAUAUGUUCAUUCGUAAUCCUUGAGAGGAGGGUUUUAGAAUGAAAUACAUGUUUAACUGAAAAAUAAAUAAUUGUUUUAGACUUGUAAUGAA